AAGCUGUCAAGAGAACGAUUAUUCUGAUGUAGAAAACGAAUGGUCUCUCAACAUAAGACGGACCGGAAUGUUACAUUUCUUGUUAGCUAACGUAGCCUGUUAGCUAACACCAGCAGCCUCGCUAACAUUAGCUAAGUAACGUACAUUUAUUACAUGCGUUAUUAUUCCAUUUACUUAAACUAGAGAAGAAACUCUGUUACCCCUCAUUAUGCUGCGGUUUUUAAAAAUUCCAAAUCUUUUGGUUAUUUGAGCGUCCUACGACUCCUCUAACUGCUGUGCAAGACAAAGACCUAAUUUACUAGCUAGCCGUUUCUCUAGCAUCUCAUUAUCUUAGUAUCCUCAUCUUGUAGCUACUGUUCCUUUCCGUAUUACUCCACGAGCGUGUGAAUUAUAAAAUCCAGGAGCACAAACUUUCUCUUAAAGUUAUAUUUGAGUUUGCGUCACAAAUCGCUAGCAAGUGACGUCUUCAUCUUGUUAACACGCUUACUUGGCUACAUGCAGUCUCAUUGUAAUCCUGCUAUGCCAGGAAAUGAGCAAGUUUAGCCUCACCAUAUGGGAGACAGCGAUGAUGAAUACGAUCGCAGGAGAAGGGACAAAUUCAGGCGUGAGAGAAGUGACUAUGACCGUUCAAGAGAGAGAGAAGACAGACGCAGAGAUGACUGGAACGACAGGGAGUGGGACAGGGGGAGGGAACGGCGUAGCCGCGGAGAAUACCGGGAUUAUGACAGAGGUCGCAGGGAAAGAUUCACCCCUCCAAGGCACGACAUGAGUCCCCAGCAGAAACGCAUGAGAAGAGAUUGGGAUGACCAUGGUGGAGACCCUUAUCGUGGAGGAUAUGACUUGGGUUAUGGUGGUGGAGGGGGGCCCAGCUAUGGCCCACCACAGCACUGGGGCCAUCCUGACUUGCAUUUAAUGCAACCUCAUCAUGGCAUCCCCAUUCAGGCAAGGCUUGGCAACAUCCAUGACAUGGAUUUGGGACCACCCCCUCCCAUAAUGAAGAGCUUUAAAGAGUUCCUGCUGUCCUUGGAUGAUUCUGUGGAUGAGACUGAGGCUGUCAAACGCUAUAAUGAGUACAAGAUCGACUUCCGCCGACAGCAGAUGCAGGAAUUCUUCUUGGCCCAUAAAGAUGAAGAGUGGUUCAGGUCCAAGUAUCAUCCAGAUGAGGCUAGCCGACUUAAGGCAGAGGCCCAGGGCGCACUGCACAACCGUCUGAAUGUCUUCAUGUUUCUGAUGGAGAAUGGCUGGUUUGAUAAUGUCUCCUUGGACAUUGAACAGACCCCAGCCAUCAUCAAGGUUCUGGAUGCAGCUGUGAUAAAGAUGGAGGGAGGGACAGAUCAUGAUCUUCGCAUCUUGGACCUCCCAUCAGAAGAAGAGGAAGAAAGGGAGAAGUCUGUGUCUCUUUCAGGGGGUGCUGAACCCCCGAAGAGAGAAGACCUCAAAGCCUUGGAUGGUGACCGCAAACUUUCAUUGGAGAAGGACAAAAAUGAAAAGGAGGCGAGUGACUUUGCCAGCUUAGAUAGAGCUGCUGCAGCUGAAGGGGAGGCUGUGAAAGAUGAGGCAGAGAAAGAAGCCGCCAAAGAAGAGAAGAUGCCUGAGCCCAAGAAGCCGAGAAGAAAGAGGAAGCGCAGCGGAGACAGCGAUGAUGAAGGCAGCGCCUCUGAGAGUGACUCUGAUUCUGAUUCAGACUCCAAUUCCAACUGCUCUGAUAAACCUCUGAAGAAGGAAGAGGUGGGAGAUAAGGAUGAGGAGGAAGAUGAGGGUGAAGAAGAGGAGAAACCAAAGGAGAAUGCUGAAGAGGACAAGAAAGAAGAAAAGAAGCCUAAAGAUGACUCUCCCAGACCACGGCCCCUCCACAGGACUUUCUCUCUCUUCAUGAGGAGCAUCGCUCCCACCAUUUCCAAGGCUGAGAUUAUUGCUCUUUGCCGGCGUUUUCCUGGCUUUCUGCGUGUUUGCUUGUCUGACCCCCACCCAGAACGCAGGUUUUUUCGACGUUGCUGGGUGACGUUUGACCGUAGUGUCAACAUCAAAGAAGUUUGCUGGAACCUUCAGAAUAUUCGACUGCGAGACUGUGAGCUGGCACCAGGGGUGAACAGGGACCUUGCCCGGAGGGUGCGUAAUGUUAACGGCAUCACUCAGCACAAGCAGGUGCUCCGCAAUGACAUCAAGCUGGCUGCCAAGCUCAUUCAUGCCUUGGACGAGAAGGGAGACCUGUGGGCUAACAAGUUCCAGGAAGAGGGGCAGAGCACAGAGUUGCCAGCUCAGAACCCCAUCUUGAAGAAUAUCACAGAUUACCUGAUAGAGGAGGUGAGUGCUGAGGAGGAGGAGCUCUUGGGCUCCGGGAGUGGGAUGGAUCCUGAGGAGAGUGCCAAGGAGGGAAACCCUGCAGAGAUGACUGUGGAGAAGGAUGACAAACUCGCCAAGGUUUUGGAUCGUCUCAUCUUGUAUCUACGUAUCGUGCACUCAAUUGACUACUACAACACCUGUGAAUACCCCAGUGAGGAUGAAAUGCCUAAUCGCUGUGGCAUGAUCCAUGUACGUGGACCCAUCCCUCCCAACCGCAUCACACAUGGCGAAGUGCAACAAUGGCAGAAGAUGAUGGAGGAGAAGCUGAGUCCCUUGUUUAGUUUAAAAGAAAUCCUGUCUGAAGAAGAGGCAGCCAAGAUGGGCCGCAAAGAUCCUGAGGAUGAGGUUGAGAAGUUUGUCUCUGCCAACACUCAAGAGCUUGGAAAGGACAAAUGGCUCUGCCCGCUAAGUGGCAAGAAGUUUAAAGGCCCGGAGUUUGUGCGGAAGCACAUCCUGAACAAACAUGGGGACAAAAUUGAAGAAGUGAAAAAGGAAGUGGCGUUUUUUAACAAUUUCCUGAUGGAUGCCAAGAGGCCGUCACUGCCAGAGAUGAAGCUUCCUCCUCUUCCAGGGCCAGGUCAAGGUUUGCUUUCUCCCACCAUGCCAUUUCCUCCUCAAGGUCCUCAGGGUCCAAUGGGCUUCGGACAGCCUCGUCCACCGCUGAUGGGCUAUGGUGGUGCACCGCCUUACCCACCAAACCAAUACGGAGGAGGCCGAGGCAACUAUGACAACUUCCGCGGGCAAGGGGGCUACCUGGGGAAGCCGCGCAACAUCAGAAUGUCACGGGGUGAUCCACGCAACAUCAUUGAAUAUCGUGACCUGGAUGCACCAGAUGAUAUGGACUUCUUUUAGAAGGUUGACUCGGUCCUUUCGGUGUUCAUGCUUCACCAGUGUUGUGUUCUGCUUGCUUUCUGCAAUAGGUUAGAUGAAUUCUUUACCUAAUAUUUUUUUGUAAUUAUUAUGCAAUUAGAACAAACUUCUGAUGAACUGCCUCCUCAAUAAAGUUGAUCUAACUGCA
Molecule: messenger RNA, 3361 nt
Organism: Scatophagus argus
Lineage: Eukaryota; Metazoa; Chordata; Actinopteri; Scatophagidae
Gene: srrt
Product: serrate RNA effector molecule homolog (Arabidopsis)
Exons: 20
Coding region: 553-3195 (880 amino acids)
Biological process (GO): mRNA processing; primary miRNA processing
Cellular component (GO): nuclear body
Source: RefSeq, a predicted model, not a curated record